AUGCUGGGCUCCGGAGCACCCGGCGCGGUGCUCCCGAGGGUCGUGGUGGCCCAGCCGAGCACGCAAAGGAGCUCAAAGUGCCUGCGGAUUGCUCCCUCGAAGAUGAAUGCAUGUUGUAGCAGUCCACAACCGUCCGCUCAUCGAAUUGAUCUUUGGUGGGACCUACAGUAG
Molecule: messenger RNA, 171 nt
Organism: Auxenochlorella protothecoides
Lineage: Eukaryota; Viridiplantae; Chlorophyta; Trebouxiophyceae; Chlorellales; Chlorellaceae
Exons: 2
Coding region: 1-171 (56 amino acids)
Source: RefSeq, a predicted model, not a curated record